AUGAAGAAGCAGCCCAAAAAAAUUUUCAAAGAAAAAGAUGAUACAGCUACAACGGAAAUAAAGAAAUCAGUUGUUCAUUUUGAAGAAUCAACAAAACUGUCCUACCGAUCUGACAAUUUGAUUGCAAAAGAAGAGGCUUCAAUUGCUGAAUAUUUUGAAUGCUUGAAUUGCAAACUAGCUGUGGGAUUAAUAAAGACUUUGAUGAAAGCUAAAGUACCAAAGAAUGUAAUUUCAAAUAUAGUUACAAGUGGUUGUGUACUCUUCAACCAGGGCAGCCAUGAUGUGUGCCAUGGAGUUGUUUCUAUGUUUAAGAAUGAAGUGUUCGAGGUACUUUCCAAUAUUACCAUUUCACCGCUGGAGGUCUGUGAGGUCCUCUUAACUAAAAAUUGUACUAGAAAAGAGAGUAAAUAUUUUCAGUGGGAUGUCGAUCUUCCAGUACCAUCCCAUGAUAGAACUGCUGAAAAAAAUUUGCCAAUGACCAAACCAACUCCUAAACUAAAAGUUCUGCAGUUGACAGACAUUCACAUAGAUUUCCUAUACAAACCACAAUCAGCUAUUAACUGCAAUGAUCCUCUGUGUUGCAGAAAUGGCCAACCGACAGAACCAUCUAACAUGGCUGGAUAUUGGGCAAGUUUGGGAGCCUGUGAUAUGCCAACGUGGACAGUGGAUGAUUUGUUUAACAAGCUUUCAAAAGAAAAGUUUGAUUACAUAUUAUGGACGGGUGACUCCCUCAGUCACAAUGUUUGGAACCAAACUCGAGAUGAUCAGCUGAAAGUUUUGCAUUAUAUUGCACAACGUUUUGACAAAUAUUUCCCUAAUAUUCCCGUUUUUCCUGCGCUGGGCAAUCACGAAGGAGUCCCUGUCAACAGCUUUCCUUUUGCCAAAAACAUGGAGGACAAGGAGAACCCGAUGAGUUGGCUCUACGAAACUAUGAAGAACAUCAGUUCAAAACCCAACGAGGACAAGGAGAACCCGAUGAGUUGGCUCUACGAAACUAUGAAGAACAUCAGUUCAAAAUGGGGUGGCUACUACACGAUGCAAGUGAUCCCCGGGUUCAGAAUUGUCUCACUCAACAUGAACUUCUGCAAUAAUUUGAAUGGGUGGUUGCUGCUGAAUCCAAUCGAUCCGUCUUCAGAGAUGAAGUGGCUGGUUGAUGUUUUGCAGGAAGCUGAAGAUAACAAUGAGAAGGUUCAUAUAAUAGGUCAUAUUGCUCCUGGUCUGCCAGAAUGUAUGCAAGUCUGGAGCAGAAAUUAUUAUAAAGUCAUCAAUCGAUUUCAUAAAAUAAUCUCAGCCCAGUUUUUUGGUCAUCUGCAUUACGAUACAUUUCAGUUAUUUUACGACUUGGAUCUUUAUAAAAUCAACACUCCUACAUCCAUGAGAACAGACAUUAAUCUCAAGCCCAUAUCUGUCGCCUACCUAUCGCCAAGUUUGACCACUUUCAUAAACAUAAAUCCAGGCUACAGAGUGUUCCAUCUCGAUGGUUUCCACGAUGAAAGCACUUGGUCUGUGUUAGACCAUGAAACCUAUAUAAUGAAUAUAACUCUCUCAAAUACGCUCAACCAGACGAUAUGGGUGAAGGAGUAUUCUGCAAAGGAAGCCUACCAGCUGGAAUCUUUGUCACCGUUGGACUGGCAUGACUUGAUUUUAAGAAUGGAAUGGAACGCAACAUUGUUCAAUUUUUAUUUCAAGAACUACUUCAAGUCCAACAUGGGUCAAGAGAGCUGUGAUGCCAAAUGCAAAAUGUACAUGUUAUGUUCCUUGGCGUCUGGUAAAUCAUACGAUGAUGAAUUCUGCCAACAUAUCUUCAAACAUUCAACGGCAUUUUCUAACUUUCGCAGAGAUUUUCAGUAUUCUGAGUAUACCACUUGGUAUAAGAAAUUAAAAUCAUGUUAG
Messenger RNA from Helobdella robusta, 1893 nucleotides. RefSeq lists its product as hypothetical. Gene Ontology annotation, molecular function: acid sphingomyelin phosphodiesterase activity. NCBI's taxonomy places the organism in Eukaryota, Metazoa, Annelida, Clitellata, Rhynchobdellida, Glossiphoniidae. The record is from RefSeq and is a predicted model, not a curated record. The transcript has 14 exons. Gene Ontology annotation, cellular component: lysosome. Bases 1 to 1893 code for a protein of 630 amino acids. Gene Ontology annotation, biological process: sphingomyelin catabolic process; ceramide biosynthetic process.